Messenger RNA from Closterium sp. Yama58-4, 378 nucleotides. The record is from the annotation of a GenBank genome assembly. Lineage: Eukaryota; Viridiplantae; Streptophyta; Zygnematophyceae; Desmidiales; Closteriaceae.
AUGUGGAGCGAUCCCAUGCAAUGGCCGCAUGUGUACGAGGGGUGUCAGGACCGCAUUGGCGAAGACCCACGAGCCAUGCCUCCUCGCAAUGAUCUCCACACGUGCACUCUGGUAAACACCAUGCACUGUUUGGUUCCCCGCAUAGGCAAGCGCAAAACGGUGACGGUGGCGACAACAGUGAAGAAGGGUGACUGCCUGUGGGGCAUCAGCCGACAGCUGACUGGCACAGGGACCAACUGGAAGGACAUCGUGAACGAGAAUCGGCAUUACUUCAAAAAGGCGAAAUUCGACACUCCCAUUGACGACGAUCUUUUCAUCAUCCAACCGGGCUGGAAGCUUAGAAUGCCAGUCACUGCGCCCCCUCCUCCUGAAGACUGA